Bicyclus anynana (squinting bush brown) is the source of this 1018-nucleotide messenger RNA. RefSeq names its product piercer of microtubule wall 1 protein. The transcript has 3 exons. The record is from RefSeq and is a predicted model, not a curated record. Gene Ontology annotation, biological process: axoneme assembly. Gene Ontology annotation, cellular component: axonemal microtubule. The coding region runs from base 55 to 426 and encodes 123 amino acids. NCBI's taxonomy places the organism in Eukaryota, Metazoa, Arthropoda, Insecta, Lepidoptera, Nymphalidae.
GAAACAUUUUUUAUCUUUUACUUUGUGUUUCUUAAAAAUCUAUCAUUUAUAAGCAUGAGUGAGGGGGAUCAGACCCAAGAACAUCAGCCGGGUUUUUGUUCAGCGACUUGCGUCGACAGAGCAAGUCUUCAACAGGAAAUCAAGAAACGUGAACCUAGGACUUCGGAUUUUCUUACUACUUGCAAUCUACCAAAAAGAUUUGAGCACCCUCAUUGGUUUAACGGGUAUGGAUGUCAGACCAAUAGAGGACAUCCUCUUUACAGAACCUCGGCAAGCGAGUAUGGAUGGUACCCACCAGGCUACCACUCGAUCCCGAACGUGUUUUUCCCGAAGAAUCAACAUUUCUCGAAUUACCUGGCGAGCGCUGGAAUGUACCGCAACUAUUCGCUCAACACUGAGAUGGACAAGUUCCGACAAACGUUUUAACUAGAAAAUUAUGCAUACUUCUUUUUUUUUUCAUUAUUUUAAAUGGCCAUGAUUGAUAUUAAAAACUUCUUUCUGUAUCUCUACGUACAGUUGGUGUAGCAUUAGUUUCCAGUAAGUCUUAUUAGAAGAGAGACGUCAUAACCCAGUGGAUAUGACCUCUGCCUCCAAUUUCGGAGGGUGUGGGUUCGAAUCCGGUCCGGGGCAUGCACCUCCAACUUUUCAGUUGUGUGCAUUUUAAGAAAUUAAAUAUCACGUGUCUCAAACGGUGAAGGAAAACAUCGUGAGGAAACCUGCACUCCAGAGAAUUUCUUGAUUCUCUGCGUGUGUGAAGUCUGCCAAUCCGCAUUGGGCCAGCGUGGUGGACUAUUGCCCUAACUCCUCUCAUUCUGAGAAGAGACUCGAGCUCAGCAGUGAGCCGUAUAUGGGUUGAUAACGUAAGUCUUAUUUAAUUUCAAGAAGUGCACCUACUCGUAUAUCAAAAUCAUGGCUCAGUAGAACCUAUGUUAACCUAUGUUUUAGUUUUAAACAUACCUAAUAUAAGAUAUUAUUUAUUUCUGUAAGUUUAAAUAAGGUAUGUGCAAGUUUACUUAUG